Gaeumannomyces tritici R3-111a-1 is the source of this 1710-nucleotide messenger RNA. RefSeq lists its product as hypothetical. The record is from RefSeq and is a predicted model, not a curated record. Bases 1 to 1710 code for a protein of 569 amino acids. Gene Ontology annotation, cellular component: extracellular region. NCBI's taxonomy places the organism in Eukaryota, Fungi, Ascomycota, Sordariomycetes, Magnaporthales, Magnaporthaceae. The transcript has 5 exons.
AUGCGUUUCUUCGCCGUUUCGGGCGCUGCCCUCGUCUUCGCCUCCGCGGCGGUGGCAAGGGAGAUGGCCAAGGAUGAGGCGCGAGCCAAGGCCUUCUACGACAACGGCCUCACGCACCAGCAGCACCUCAAGAACAAGGUGGACAACUGGAUGGCCGCGGCCGACGCCGGCCUGUUCAGCUCGGAAAAGUGGCCGCGCCUCAACUACACCAAGUGCAUCGACGGCAAGGUCGAGGCCGUCAAGGGAGACCCCCUGCACACCUUCAAGUGCAAGAACAUCGACCUGUACGACUUCAUCAACCACGCCACCCUCGGCUCGCCCAACGGCUGGGACGAGGCGGGAGACGGCCUCCUCCUGACCGGCAGCGGCUCCUGGGGCUGGACCGACCCCGAGUCCGGCCGCGAGUUUAUCGCCAGCGGCAUGUACGACGGCACUGCCCUGCUCGAGAUCCUGCCCGAGGGGCGUCUGCUCCACCUCGCGUUCCUCCCGUCGCCUGUUGACCCGAACGAUCGCUACUCGUUCUGGAAAGAACUGCGGUCAUACAAGCAUUACAUGAUCAUCGGCUCGGAGAGGCGCGGCCACGGCGUUCAGAUCUUUGACAUGAGGAAGCUCCUGACCGUCAACCCAGCCAAGGCACCUGUCAAGUUUGACGGCUUGGCCGACCUGACUGGCCAUUUCAUGGAGAUGCCAUUGGGUGCGAGCCACAACGUCGUCGUGAACGAGGAGAAGGAGUACAUGGUCGCCGUGGGCUCGGCGCCGCGCACCGACGUCGAGUGCCAGGCCGGGCUCAUUUUUGUCGACCUCAAGGACCCGUCCAAGCCGAAAAAGAUUGCCUGCAAUGGCGACGACGGCUACGUGCACGACGCCCAGUGCCUUCCGUAUAAGGGACCUGACACCCGGUACCAGGGCCGCGAUAUUUGCUAUGGUUAUAACGAGGACUCGUUAACCAUCUACGACGUGACCGACAAGACCAAGUCGACGAUAAUCUCUGUCACGUCCUAUGAGGGCGUGCAGUACUCGCACCAGGGUGUCGUGCUGGACCCAAACAACCAGGAGUUCCUUCUCCUGGACGACGAGCUGGACGAGAUCCGGUCCAGCGGAAUGGCCAUGGACAAGUACCCUGUAACCUACAUCUGGGAUAUUCGAGACCUGGAGCAUCCCAAGCAAACCGGUCUCUACAAAGGCACCGUCCCUGCUGUGGACCACAACCAGUACGUCAUGGGCAACGGUCUGGUCUACCAGUCCAACUACAUGGCCGGCUACCGCGUCUACGACAUUUCGUCCAUCCCCACCGACCCGACCGGAAAUUCGGUCUGCGAGGUUGCGUACCUGGACAUCCACCCCGAGGACGACGCGGCCCCCGGUGGCGGCGUGGCCGACAUGUUCGGCACGUGGUCGUCGUACGCCAUGUUCCCUUCGGGCUUCAUCUACAUCAACACCAUCGAGCGCGGCGGCUACCUGGCCAAAAUGACGCGCCGGGCGUCGUGCCCCCGCGCCGCGUCGUGCAAUGCCGAUAACUGCCUGCGCGCGAUGCGGUCCACCAGCGUCGCCGGCCGUUUGGAGGAAAGCCAGAAGUUUUGCGGCGAGUUCACCAAGACGUUCAUCGCCGACGUUAGCGUUGUCCCAGACUAUGCCAGCAAGGCCUGCGGCGCCAAUGUCAUUUCGCGCGUGAGCUCUGCGUGCUCCUGCCUGCCCACGCCGACCCCUUGA